Molecule: messenger RNA, 1461 nt
Organism: Lindgomyces ingoldianus
Lineage: Eukaryota; Fungi; Ascomycota; Dothideomycetes; Pleosporales; Lindgomycetaceae
Exons: 14
Coding region: 1-1461 (486 amino acids)
Source: RefSeq, a predicted model, not a curated record
AUGCUGCUGAGCGUUUCAAUGGCUGACCUGAAUGGGCGAACUAGGGUCGCUUUGGGCGGCUGGGCGGUAAAGAGGUGCUCAAUUGGGUUCAGUGUGCAAGGUUCUAUAAUGAAAGAGCCGCUCUCUGGAGCUGCCUCUUUCACAGAUACCGGAGUCUUGAAAUGGAAGUCAAAGGAACGUCUCGAAUAUUUCGAAAACUGCGACUCUUUGUGCGUACCUGUGGCUAAGUCGGUGGUUCUUGGUGAGACGAUUAGCAUGAAGCAUGGUGCUGAGGUGCUUGCUCGUAGCGUUGCAAAAUUUCCAAGUUGUGGGGAACCACCAGCUAAGAGCCGGAACGCAAUCAGAACAACUAUCACGUGUCUUCCCUCUGUAUUCACCGCCAAUUCCAAGGCUGGUGAUCACGAAAAUACAAUGCGAGUGGCCUCCUUGAUUCUAGCAAGACCCUUGACCGAUUUAUCCCUAACAAUGCAAUUCCCAAAUCCGCUCCGACUUCCAGUCCCUCACCGAGUAUACUCAGCCCUUGGCAAGAAGAAAAAUAAUACCGACGUAAACCUGAAUCUCCUUGUGGGCCUCAGAUGCCACCCGGAAUUCUACGACAUUGGUGCCUUAGCCACUCCCCUCAACUUCCUCUCCAAAAACCAAACGGGAACAAAUAUUACUCAGAGGAGGAUGGCUACAAAUCAUUUAUUCUACUGCAUCCUCAAUCCCAAUAAAGAACUUUAUUUUAUGAGUCUCACCCCUUUCCGCGGAAAUUUAUCCUCCAAUCGUUUUAGAUUUAUCUUGAUACCUCCACGAUUCCCCUUGCAGACGUCUCAAAACAGCCAGAUCAAUGACUCUCAUACCCCUUGGGGAUACGCAGAGCAGCCCACCUCAAACCGUACACAAAAAGCAGAGCAAUGCCUCGCCACCUACGUAAAGCAGGAAGAGCAGCGUUUCUCAAGAUAUGCAGGAGCUGCAAAGAGCAAAACCUGCCAUGAUAAUAUCCAUGGCAGUGGUUACAUGCAGAAAAACGCCCCCCAAACAGAGUACGUUGCAAGUGGCAAAAUUUCAACCUUCUACCAAGCAGAGCAUAAAGAUAUAUAUGGACGGAUGAAAAUGCAGGCGUCACAGAGUAGGUAUGCAAAGCAACAGUUCUUGAACUUGCGGGGUAGAAAUACUCUGGGCAAUGCUGCUCUAGAUAUGCAGGUUAGAGGUGGCUCGCGAAGCAUUAUUCUAAUAGAGAUUGACAACAAAGAGCAAGCAAAGUGCAAUAGGCGUGCUGCAAGUUUUGGAGCGGACUUAACGAAGCCUUCUAGACUUACAUAUCUCUUGUUCGUAGAUUUUCCCAGAACCGGUGAAGAGUGUUUCCUCGCUAACGUAGUAAAGAAUACGGAAAAAGGAUCAACGGCAUUCAAUCAAGAAAUCCUUCGUACGUGUGUGAACACAAUUUUUAGCGGCACUCUAGAAUUAGACCCCUCGUAG